This is a messenger RNA of Cynara cardunculus var. scolymus (artichoke), 1502 nucleotides long. RefSeq names its product rho GTPase-activating protein 5-like. The coding region runs from base 1 to 1356 and encodes 451 amino acids. Lineage: Eukaryota; Viridiplantae; Streptophyta; Magnoliopsida; Asterales; Asteraceae. The record is from RefSeq and is a predicted model, not a curated record. Gene Ontology annotation, molecular function: GTPase activator activity. Gene Ontology annotation, biological process: signal transduction. The transcript is spliced from 5 exons.
AUGACGACCCUCUUUAGAUCCAAAUCCUGUGGCGGAACCCCUCGCCCCAAAGCUUCCUUUUUCCACUUUUCCACCUCCACUCAACAAGAAGAAGAUGAUGACGAUGAUGAUCAUGACGACAUUGACGUUUCCUAUCUCUGUCAAGACUACUCUGAACAUGGCAGUCCAAUUACAACUCCCUUUAUUAGUCCCCGCCAACAGUCUCCACAAUCCAAUCACAAUUUCACCAUCCUCUCCCUCUUGUUGACCGCCCUACGCAAGUCUCUCCUCACCUGCGCUGUCCAACACUCCCAGGAUGCUUCCUCCUCCUUAGAUAUCGGCUGUCCCACCGACGUCCACCAUGUUUCCCACGUCACCUUCGAUCGCUUCAAUGGCUUCCUUGGUUUGCCUCAUGCCCUUCAACCCCACGUCCCCCGUCAUGUUCCCAGCGCAAGCGUGUGCGUGUUUGGAGUAUCUGUGGAGUCUAUGCAAUGUUCCUAUGAUGAGAGAGGGAAUAGCGUGCCAACGAUACUUCUGAUGAUGCAAAACCGUUUAUAUUCAGGAGGUGGCCUACAAGCAGAAGGAAUAUUUCGAAUAAAUGGGGAAAAUGGUGAAGAAGAAAUUGUUAGGAAGCAGCUCAAUAGAGGGUUUGUGCCGCAUGGAGUUGAUGUUCAUUGUUUGGCUGGUUUGAUUAAGGCAUGGUUUAGAGAACUUCCUACGGGCGUUCUUGAUUCUUUGACCCCAGAGCAGGUUAUGCAUUGCAACACAGAAGAGGAGUGUACUCAGCUUGCCAAGUCCCUACCUCCAACCGAGGCUGCACUUCUUGAUUGGGCCAUUAAUUUAAUGGCAGAUGUUGUCAAGUAUGACCAAGAAAACAAGAUGAAUGCCCGAAACAUUGCUAUGGUCUUUGCCCCCAACAUGACACAGAUGGCGGAUCCUUUGACGGCAUUGAUUCAUGCAGUUCAAAUCAUGAAUUUGCUGAAAACACUAGUCAUGAAAACCCUUGGUGACAGAGAGGAAUCAUGUGCAGAUAACAGUGGAUCUGAUCAUCUUUACCCUCUAAGGAGCUCCACUUUGAACAGAUUAGGAAGCGAAAGCGAGGAACAAUUUUGGAGCUUUCCAAGAAAAAGUGGGUCUGUUGUGGAAUAUGAUUACAACAACUCACCUGUUACAUGUAGAAGCAAAUCUCCGGAGAUCGACAACCAAUCAAAGCAGGGACAACAGCACAGAGAGGUAGUUAUAGAAGGGAUAUUGGAAAGGGUAAAAUUGAGAAAAGGAGUAAGGAGAUUAUGCAGAUACCCAGUGUUUCAGUUGAGUAAGCCUACUGCUAAGAAGAGUGGAACCAUAGGGGAGGAUAUGGACAUCCAUUGCCUCUAAAUUUCCUUGGUUUGGAUAAUAAUGGCAGCAGUUGUUGUAAAGAUCCUCUGGUUUAGCCGUAAGGCUCAGCCUAUUUGCGGUGGGUCGAGAAGAUACUAUCGCGUGGACCAUCCAUGUUUAAUACUAUCAAGUAUAGGAAAGAUAUA